AUGUUACGAGUUUGUGUAGCCUAUCUUCAAUUCUCUCUCUCUCUCUCUCUCUCUCCCCGUUUUGAUGUAAUCUUCUGAGAAAUUUGGAAAACCUUUGAAAAAAUUGUAGCAAUUCCCUACCCAUCUUUACCUAAUCACGAAUUUACAGCACAGAGCAAUUCAUCUUUCUUUCUUCUUUUUUAUUUUAUUUUUCUUUUUUAUCGUUUUCUCUUCGAUUUAGGUAUACCCAUCUGAAAAUUUCGAAAGAAAAUCCAAAAACAGUUGAUACCCAUCUCACAAAUCCAUUAGAAAAACAGAACAAUAGAAGAUUUGUUCUUAAUUUCUUCCCUAUAAAUCAAUACCCAUUUCUCUGUUUGUAGGGAAAAUGACCGAUACAGGGUUUUCAAAGCUCUCCGAGGACGUUGUUCUCAACAUUUUCUUCAAACUCGAAGACGAUCCUCGAAACUGGGCUAGACUGGCUUGCGUUUGCACCAAAUUCUCUUCUCUGAUUCGCACCAUUUGUUGGAAAAUAAAAUGCUCCCAAACAAUCCCCUCUGUGGUCUCCGAUCUCCUCUCCGACUCCGCCACCGCCCCUCUCGGCGGAUGGGCCUCUCUCCACAAGCUCGCCGUCUGCUGCCCCGGCCUCCUCCACGCCGGAGUCUUGUUGGAGAAUUCGGAUUUUGGGCUCGAGCGAGAGAUCGGACCCGAUGAGAAUUACCACGAAAACAGGUUAUUUCAAUUGGGCCAGUCCCGAACAAUGCCUUCUUCGAGCGCAAUUGAAGGUGAUUCAGAGGCGGUUGUUUCUGGGUCUGAGUGUUCUUGGUCUUUAUUUGAUGAUCUCUAUUUUGAUACUGUUUAUAAUGCUUCUGAAUCUCUAGAUCGAUCUGAAAUGGAUGAAGAACCUGAAAAUGGUGUUGUUAAGACAGCUUGUGAUUUUUCUGUAUGUAAGAGAAGGAAAAUUUGCAGAUCACUUAGGUCUCAUUUGGCUUCUGGGGUUUGGAAUUUGAGUCGCGAACAGGGCAAUAAAUUGCUCGCGAGUCGAUUCAGAGGGGAUUGUUUAUACAUUUGUGAUUGGCCUGGUUGUGUGCACAUUGAAGAGAAGAGAAAUUACAUGCUUUUCAGGGGGAUUUUCAAGAAUUUCAAGAAAUCCAGGGUUUGGAGGACGAUAAACGAUGGGAAUCGUAGCAAGAUUGAUCUGAAUUGCGCAUUUUGCUCGUGCAAACAGACUUGGGAUCUGCAUUCUGCCUUCUGUUUGAGGAGGGUUUUCGGGUUCCAUGAAGACGGCGAACCAGUUGUUCGAGCUUAUGUCUGUGAGAAUGGGCAUGUCUCUGGGGCUUGGACAGACUGGCCUUUGUACACUUGAAUUGGCUCUUCCUGAUUUAUGUGUAUCUCUUUCUUUCCAUUGUUCUGAUGAGUAGCUUUGGAUUGUUCUCAAUAUGUGUUACCAGAUAUAUAUUGUUGUAGUUGAGUUUCCUCAUUUUAAUGGAUUUAUUGCUUUACUUAUUGUUGUUGUUGUUAUUUCAAUUAUCUGUCUUAACAAAUUAGCUUUGAACUUCAAUAAAGAAAGAUGUGGUUUGAUA
Molecule: messenger RNA, 1559 nt
Organism: Camellia sinensis
Lineage: Eukaryota; Viridiplantae; Streptophyta; Magnoliopsida; Ericales; Theaceae
Gene: EID1
Product: F-box family protein
Molecular function (GO): protein binding
Source: RefSeq, a predicted model, not a curated record